Molecule: messenger RNA, 1174 nt
Organism: Acipenser ruthenus (sterlet)
Lineage: Eukaryota; Metazoa; Chordata; Actinopteri; Acipenseriformes; Acipenseridae
Product: complement decay-accelerating factor transmembrane isoform-like
Exons: 3
Coding region: 324-572 (82 amino acids)
Source: RefSeq, a predicted model, not a curated record
UCUAGUUAUGUAAUUGAGAGCUCAUUUGGAAUGAAAACCAGCAGACAAAGGGGGUCCCACUGAAGUAGAGCCUGAUACAGAACGGGUUGUCCGUUGAAAACAAGUAGGCCGAGCACUUUCAUGUAAAUAUUUUUUUGUUUUUUUUUAAUUAAUCAUACAUCCAGUAUUGACAGAAGUGCAAGGUCCAGAAAAGUUUAAAUAAUGAUUUGGAAAUCCCAGUUCCCGAAAAUACACCCCCGCCACCCCCUCCCCCCUUAAUACCAACAUAAAAGCAGCCGCCUGUGAGCUUGCGCUACUCGGGUCGAGAGGAGCAGGAAGGGAACAUGAGCAAAUCUGCGGUACUUCUGGUGCUGGUGGCAUUAACUGUGAAUGUCAACGUUGUUAAGUGUCCAGACCCUCCCGAGAUUGAAGAUGGAGAAAUCAUGAACCUGCCUUCAGGAAAUGUCGUCUACUCCACAGCUAUACUGUACAGGUGUAAAAAGGGUGUCUUGAUUGGAAACAAGGAACUUGUCUGCACCGCCCAAGGAAACUACAGCAGCAAGCCUCCUCAAUGUGAAGAUAUUUCUCUGUAAUUGCCGUUCUGGAACCUAGCGAUCUUGAGAUGGAUUGGACCACUGAAGAAAUGACCCGGUGUGGCAAUGUGCCCCGUCCCUGUGUGCAUUUGUGUGUAUGCGUGCGUGUGUAAAUGUUGGUGUAUAGAUUGGUACACAGGAUAUAAACGGGUCUGUGUUUCACGUGUAUUUAAAAAGUGUAGAUUUGUAUUUAGGCACGAGGAGAGCACAAAUCACUUCACGUGCUGGUUAAAUGUAAUAUGUGAGCACGGGGUUGCACAGAAUUAAUUCACGUGCUGGGAUUCAAGUGAAUAAUUAAUUAGUAAUUGAAUCCCAGCACAAUAGUAUAUAUAGACGCACAUUUCUUGCACUCAGGGUGGGUGUUCGGGAGUGGAGAACGGGUGAGAGAGAAGGAGAGUUAAAAUCGUAAUCAUAAAUAUAGUAAGUGUUUUGUUUGUACUCACCGUGUUCGUCUGUCUGUCCUGCACCGUCUGUUUAGUGUUUAGUCGUUUUGUAUGUCUGUUUAUUUUGGCUAUAGUGCCGUGUCCUGUUUUUGUGCUGUUUUCAACCCUUUUAUUUGUUAAUAAACGCUGAGUGCAGCCAUUGCACUCAGCUCAUCAUCA